UCUCCUGCGCUACGCGGCAAAAGCAACAAUGGUCGUUUGAAUUUCCCCUAUAAAAACAACCAUCCUUCGCUCUUCGCUCAAGCUACUCUUCUUUUUCAGACUUAACUAUGGAUGUUCGUGAAAUGAUCAGGAGCCGGACCGACGUCGCUCUGAGCCUCACGAAGCACGUUCUCACUACCCAAGCCGAGGGGGACUCCAACCUGGUGUUCUCGCCGCUGUCUAUACAAGUGGUGCUGGGCGCCAUCGCCGCUGGCUCAAAUGGUUCCACCCUCGGCCAGCUCCUUUUCCUCAAGUCGACGUCCAACGACCACCUCAGCUCCUUCUACUCGGAAAUCAUAUCCGCGGUCUUCGCUAACGGCAGCCCCAUGGGUGGGCCCCGCUUGUCUUUCUCUAACGGUGUUUGGGUCGAUAAGUUUCUCCCUCUCAAGCACUCCUUUAAACAGAUAAUGAAGAAUGUCUACAAGGCUGCUACCGAUGAAGUUGAUUACCAAACCGAGGCUGAUCUUAUGAGGAGUGAAGUGAACUUAUGGGCGCAAAAGGAGACGAAUGGUCUUAUUAAACAAGUUCUUCCUCCAGGGUCUGUGAACCGUUUGACCGGGCUCAUAUUUGCUAAUGCACUUUACUUCAAAGGAGUUUGGAAUGAAAUAUUCGAUUCAUUGAAAACAAAAGACCAUGACUUCCAUCUUACAAAUGGAGGUUCUGUUCAAGUGCCCUUUAUGACCAGCAAAAAGAAGCUGUACCUUCGUGCCUAUGAUGGUUUCAAAGUGCUCGGACUUCCUUAUAAGCGAGGUGGAGAUAUCCCCCGUUUCACCAUGUACAUCUUUUUCCAGAUGCAAGAGAUGGGUUGA
Molecule: messenger RNA, 848 nt
Organism: Theobroma umbraticum
Lineage: Eukaryota; Viridiplantae; Streptophyta; Magnoliopsida; Malvales; Malvaceae
Gene: SERPIN1
Product: Serine protease inhibitor (SERPIN) family protein
Molecular function (GO): serine-type endopeptidase inhibitor activity
Source: RefSeq, a predicted model, not a curated record